AGCAAAGAUGACGGCAGAGGAAAUCCUUGAUGUUUUAGAAGAAUUGAGUCAGGAAGAGUUUGAAAAAUUCAAGUGGUUUCUACAGCAGCCUGAGAUCCUUUCUGGGCUCCCAACAGUUAAAAGAAAACACCUGGAAGGAGCAAAAACCUUUGACAUUGUGGACGUGAUGGUGCAGAUCUACACACUUGAACGGUGCAUGGAGGUGACCUGCAAGAUUUUAGGGAAAGUUAACAGGAAUGACCUGCGGACAAGAUUGCUUGGCAACAGGAAUCCAGUAAACAUGAUGUGUCUGCAGCACGAUAAACCUCUGGAGCUGUUCUGUAGGACCGACCAGACAUGCGUCUGCUUGGUCUGCUCUGUUUCAGACCACAAGAACCACGAGUUUGUUCCUCUGAGUGAAGAGCUGAGAAACACAGAGGCUGAAGUUCAGGAGAUGAUCCAGGAGAGACGACUGAAGAUCCAGGAGAUCAGAGAGUCGGUGAAGAUCAGUAGAGAUGCUGCAGACAGAGAGAAAGCAGAAGGUGUUCAGGUCUUCACAGCUCUGAUGGAGUCUGCUGAGAGAGGCCUGAAGGAGCUCCUCAAGGAGAUCCAAGACAAACAGGAAACUACAGAGAAACAGGCUGAAGACUUCAUCAGAGAUCUGGAGCAGGAGAUCUCUGAGCUGAAGAAGAGGAGCUCUGAGGUGAAGCAGCUCUCACAGGAUGAAGAUCCCCUCCACCUCCUCCAAAGCUGCUCCUCCCUGAAAGCUGCUCCACCCACCAAGACCUGGACAGAGGUCAGAGUUCAUCCACCAUACUAUGAGGGGACUGUGGUGAAAGCUGUGGUUAAGCUGGAGGAGAAGAUUGGGGAGAAGAUAAAGGAGCUACUAAAGGCUGAGCUGAAGAGGGUCCAGCAGUUUGCAGUGGAUGUGACUCUGGAUCCUGAUGCGGCUCAUCCUAACCUCAUCCUGUCUGAUGAUGGGAAACAGGUGAAACAUGGAGAUGACUGGAAGAAUCUCCCAGACAAUCCAGAGAGAUUUUCUACAUAUGUGAAUGUUUUAGGACAGCAGAGUUUCUCCUCAGGCAGAUUUUACUUUGAGGUUCAGGUUAAAGGAAAGACUAAAUGGACUUUAGGAGUGGCCAGAGAGUCUGUAGACAGGAAGGGAAUAAUCACUCUUUGUCCUCAGAACGGUUUCUGGACUGUUGGGUUGAGAAAUGUAAAUGAGUAUGAAGUUUGUGAUGGACCUCCAGUCCAUCUCCAUCUCCAUCCUGGUCCUCAGAAGGUCGGGGUGUUUGUGGAUUAUGAUCAGGGUCUGGUCUCCUUCUAUGAUGUAGAUGCUGCAGCUCUGAUCUACUCCUUUACUGGCUGCUGCUUCAAGGAGAAACUCUACCCGUUCUUCAGUCCCUGGCCUAAUGAUGAAGGUAAAAACUCUGCUCCUCUGAUCAUCUGUCCUGUUGGUCAGGAUGAAUGUUGCUCUGAUAGUUAUUCAUGGUUUCCUUCAUUUGGAAUGAAUCUGUUUGUGACAAACUUCCAAUCUGAGUGAUUCUGUAGUGAAAUC
This is a messenger RNA of Poecilia latipinna (sailfin molly), 1537 nucleotides long. Its product is annotated as E3 ubiquitin-protein ligase TRIM21-like. NCBI's taxonomy places the organism in Eukaryota, Metazoa, Chordata, Actinopteri, Cyprinodontiformes, Poeciliidae. The record is from RefSeq and is a predicted model, not a curated record. The transcript has a single exon. Gene Ontology annotation, molecular function: zinc ion binding; protein binding. The coding region runs from base 8 to 1522 and encodes 504 amino acids.